Molecule: messenger RNA, 270 nt
Organism: Plasmodium coatneyi
Lineage: Eukaryota; Apicomplexa; Aconoidasida; Haemosporida; Plasmodiidae
Exons: 1
Coding region: 1-270 (89 amino acids)
Source: RefSeq, a predicted model, not a curated record
AUGAAGCAAAAGCAGGGGACAAAUAACCAAACGGAUGAGACGACCAAUUCGGAAGCGAACGCGCAAGUAGUGGCACACGGGAUUAGUCCCCCUGACUGUAGUGUCGACUUGGCCAGUGCGACCGUGCAGUAUAGCGUGUACAGCUCAUGCCUCCUGCUGCUGUCCAGCCUUCAGCUGUAUUACAUGUGUGAGGAGAAGGGUGUCCUCAAAAAAAAAAAAAAAAAAAACAGCACAUUCAAAAGGGGUAUACCCAGGGAAAGAAAAGGAUAA